Messenger RNA from Tetrahymena thermophila SB210, 1902 nucleotides. Its product is annotated as divergent AAA domain protein. Lineage: Eukaryota; Ciliophora; Oligohymenophorea; Hymenostomatida; Tetrahymenidae. The record is from RefSeq and is a predicted model, not a curated record. The transcript is spliced from 3 exons.
AUGAAAAGGACUUCGUCCAUUGAUAAUAUUCUUGAAGAGAAUAUAUAAAAAGAUGAGUAGGAAUUGAUUUAUGCUCCUGAAGUUGAUCCAGAUGACCCAAAGAGUACCUAAACAUUUGAGAUUUCAACUAAUGUUAGUGGCAGUGAAACAGAAUAGCUUAUUAAAGAAUACAAAAGACUUAGCUCUUAUAUCCCAAAACUCAACUACGAUAACUUAUAAGAAGUCGAAGAUCUCCGUGUUGAUUUAAGCAUGCUAUAACAUCGCAUCGAACAAAGCAUUGAAUACUCUAAGAGCAGUAAGGACACUAAUGUUAAAAAUAAAUAAAAGUAUCUAGAAAAACUUUAUCAAGAGAUUAGUGAGAAAAUAGACACUAUGAAGAAGUAAAGCUCUUCUGAUGAUGCUUAUAGCAGCGGGGAAGAAGUUCCUGUUUAGAGCUUGAGAGAAAUAGAUAUCAGUGAUAAUACUACUAAGCCAUCAAAUAAAGGUAAAAAUCAAGUAUAAACUCAGGUAGGAAGUUAAGAACCCAUAACCCAACGUUCAUUCUUCGUUAAAGAAGAGCGCCUAAUUUAAGCAGAAGAUAGACAAAUUGAGUUUAAGCACUACCGUUACCCCUUUUCUAAAGAGUGCAAGGCAAUCAUCCUCAAGACAAUUGUAAGCAUGCUUAACACGCACGGUGGUACUAUUAUGAUAGGUGUUAGAGAUUAAGAUCUCAGUGUAGUUGGUAUAAAUAUCGAUUAAAAGUAAAAAGAUGAAAUCAUUCUCUAAAUAAAUCAAAUGGUUUAGAACGUUAUACCUGCUGUCAAUGAAGAAAUUCAAGUUGAUUACAUUCCUGUCAAAUUUAAAUGGGGCAAAUGGGCUUCUAAAACUUGGAUAUGUAGAAUUUCUAUUUCUUAAGGCUAAUUAGAUCGCUUUUAUUACAUAGAAGACUCUUCUGUUCACUCAUAUGUAAGAUACUAAGCAAUGUGCAAGACAGUAAAGCUAAAAGAAAUAAUUAACUUCACAUAUGAAAGAGCUAAGUUCCCUCGUGAAAAGUAAAUUAAGAUAGUUUAUGCUAAACCAGAUACUGACGGAGUUAAGAAUUGUAAUAUGGAAUAGGAUGCUAUUGAUAAUUUAUAGGAAUUAGAUUAGCAAAAGCUUUAUGACAAUAAGAUAAUUUUCACAGAUAUUUAAGAAGGUUUUUAUGAAAAAUUAAGAAAUUUCUUAGAUGAAAAACUGCAAGAAGAAGAAUUAGAUUAUGUUAUAAUAGAUUAAAAGAAGCAUGUUGUUUUGUAAUUUGAAAACAUUGAUUCUACCAAAAGAGCUAUUGAACUCUUUAAUUUAGAAAAAGAUCGCUUUGUCUAUGAAUUAAGACACCAAUACAAUUUCAAAAAAGUACUUAUGGGAGAUAUCGUAAAGAGUAUUGUUGUGAAAAACGAAUAUACCUUUAUAAUCGAUCAUAUUGACACUUCAAAACGCGAUUCCUUCAUUCUUUACUUAUCAGAUUGGUUAAAGGAGCAACAAAUUAAGCAUAUUUGGUUGAAUUUCAAAUUGUAUUUAGCUCUUUACGUUCUAGAAACUGAAAAGGUUUCAAAGUAUCUACUUGAAAAGAAAGAAGAAAUUGCAAAUUAGUUUGGAUUCCACUAAAAGGUAUUCUUUGGAUUCUGUCGCGACUACAUCAUCAUUAAAAAUAUCUAAUCGAAGACAGAUCUAAAGAAAAGACUUAUCACACUUCUCAAAUAUAUUCCAUACAAAGCCCUUGUUGAGAAAGAUGGAACUACCAUCCAUGUUAAAUGUAAGGACUUUUACGAUUUACUUAUUGCAUUUGAUAGAAUUAAGUCUGCCUACAUGAAUGGUGAAUUCUCUAAGUUUACAGACCACAGCAAGAUUAAAGUUUUCUUAGGCUUUGAUAGAUAUAUAGAAUGA